AGGUUGGGGCGGAGAACCGGGGUGGGGGCCAGCGCUUUAUCUUCCUCCGCAGCCGGGCUGGUGGCGUUGCGGACCCGCGUCGGGACAUCGUUCCGCAGCGACCCUCCCGCGGCUGUCCAACCUACCGCCCGGACCGCCGCCGCUGCCCUCGGGCCGCAGGCAGCUCGAUGGUGGGAGAAGAAAAGAUGUCACUAAGAAACCGGCUGUCAAAAUCUGGUGAAAAUCCUGAGCAAGAUGAAGCGCAGAGAAGUCUCUCGGACACACAGAGAAAUGGUCGCAUUACCAUGAAACAGUUGAUAGCCAAGAAGAGGCAGUUGGCCGCAGAGGCGGAGGAACUGAAGCCACUGUUUCUGAAGGAAGUUGGUUGUCACUUUGAUGACUUUGUGACCAAUCUCAUUGAAAAGUCUGCGUCUCUGGACAAUGGUGGGUGUGCCCUCACAACCUUCUCCAUUCUUGAAGACAUGAAAAACAACCACAGAGCCAAAGAUCUGAGAGCACCUCCAGAACAAGGGAAGAUUUUUAUUUCAAGGCGGUCUCUGUUAGAUGAGCUGUUUGAAGUGGACCACAUCCGAACAAUUUACCACAUGUUCAUUGCGCUCCUCAUCCUCUUUAUCCUCAGCACUCUUGUGGUAGAUUACAUUGAUGAAGGAAGGCUGGUACUUGAGUUCAAUCUCCUGGCCUACGCUUUUGGCAAACUUCCCAUUGUUGUUUGGACGUGGUGGGCCAUGUUCCUGUCUACACUUUCAAUUCCCUAUUUCCUGUUCCAGCGCUGGGCCCAUGGCUACAGCAAGAGUUCUCAUCCACUGAUCUAUUCCCUUGUCCAUGGCUUUUUCUUCUUAGUCUUUCAGCUUGGCAUUCUGGGCUUUGUCCCAACGUAUGUUGUGUUAGCAUACACACUGCCUCCAGCCUCCCGGCUCAUUGUUAUACUUGAACAGAUUCGUUUGGUAAUGAAGGCUCACUCGUUUGUCAGAGAGAAUGUGCCGAGAGUACUGAAUGCAGCCAAGGAGAAAUCAAGCACAGUUCCAGUACCCACAGUCAACCAGUACCUGUACUUCCUGUUUGCUCCUACACUCAUUUACCGUGACAGCUAUCCGAGGACUCCGACUGUAAGAUGGGGUUACGUUGCUAAGCAGUUUUUACAGGUUUUUGGCUGCCUGUUUUAUGUAUACUACAUCUUUGAAAGACUCUGCGCUCCAUUGUUCCGGAAUAUCAAACAGGAGCCCUUCAGCGCUCGUGUUCUGGUCCUGUGUGUAUUUAACUCCAUUUUGCCAGGUGUGCUGGUGCUGUUCCUUUCGUUUUUCGCCUUUUUGCACUGCUGGCUGAACGCCUUCGCUGAGAUGUUACGCUUUGGCGACAGGAUGUUUUAUAAGGACUGGUGGAACUCGACGUCAUACUCCAACUACUACAGGACCUGGAAUGUGGUGGUCCAUGACUGGCUCUACUACUAUGCGUACAAGGACCUCCUCUGGUUUUUCUCGAAGAGGUUCAAAUCUGCUGCCAUGCUGGGUGUCUUCGCCAUGUCAGCUGUGGUGCAUGAGUACGCCCUGGCCGUCUGCUUGAGCUAUUUCUACCCGGUGCUCUUCGUGCUCUUCAUGUUCUUCGGAAUGGCUUUUAACUUCAUUGUCAACGACAGCCGGAAAAGGCCAAUCUGGAACAUCAUGGUAUGGGCUUCUCUUUUCCUGGGCCAGGGAGUCAUUCUGUGCUUUUAUUCUCAAGAAUGGUAUGCCCGCCAGCACUGUCCUCUGAAGAAUCCCACAUUUCUGGAUUAUGUGCGACCGCGUUCCUGGACCUGUCGGUAUGUGUUUUAGAAGCCUCGUCUCUGCUGCCUUCUUGCCAAUGAAGAUAUUCUUCCUGAUUCUGAGCCAGCCGUUGUCAGCAGUUACUGAUCUAUGCCACGUCGUUUGGACACUCCAGCCUUUCCGACGGCUCACCCGAAGCGGGGCUCGGUUCACUCAAUGAUUUUGGGGCGGGGAGGGGUUGGUUUUCUUUUGGGUAGAAAGGAGACCAAUGGCUGAGGUAAUGGCAGAUUUUUUCGGAGUUAUCUCAGCUCAAGCCUUGGUAGUUUUAUCUGUUUAUUUUCUUGAUUCUGUCCAGCCAGAGACUAAACAUAUCUUGGCCAUUAAUUAGCCAAAAACACUCAGGAAGAAAUCAUCCCAGUGCCUCUGGCUUCCAGGUUUUUCAUGUACACUGUUAAGAGGUUAACUAAUUAACUGCAAUUGGGGAGAAAUGAAUUGUGUUAUUUCUAGUAGAAAGAGAGAUAAUAUCGUUAUGCUUUAUGUUCAUAUCUUUGUUGCUAUUCUGUUUUGCUUUGUCUCUGAGCUGGGAAUAGAAUCCAGGGCCUUGCCCAGUGGCAGCACACUGAACCACACCCCAGCCCCAUAUUGUAUUUUUCUGAAAGUUUUGGUCUACUCCUUUUUUUCUUUUUCUGUAUAAGUUAUGUUUUUGUUUUUUUUUUAAAUUAGCGUUCUUUCACCUUGAACUCAAUACUAGUACAAAUUCAAGGGUCAGAAGUAUGAAGGGAAAAAUAGAUUGCCUUUUGAAACUUCAAAAAUCAUUUUAAAACAGUCACUGAGCUGGUCAUAUAUUUUAAUUAUGCUAUCAGAAGAAGAUUUUGUUGUUGUUGGUUUGGUUUUUUAAGAGGCAGGGUCUUGCUAUGUAGCCCAGGCUGGUCUUGAACUUGCUAUGUAGCCUGACUGGCCUUGAACCCCUGACCUCCUGCCCCUGCCUGCCAAGUGCUAGGAUCACAGAAGAUACCACCAUGUCUGGCCAAGAUUUUUUUUUUUUCUUUUCUUUUAACUUUUAAGUUACUUAGAAGUUUUCUUUGGUACAGUUGCUUUAUUGUCAACCAAUUAGUGACCUACCUUGUUAUAGACUAGGGAGUCCAUAAUGGAACUGUUAAUCUCUCUAUCAAUACUAAACUGCUACUAAGGAUCCAGAAGCUGGCUUCUGAAGCAGCUGCUCCAUCAUUAUACUUUAACGGUAUAUUUUUAGACGAAAUAAAUUACUGUGUGAUCAUUUGUAAGGACAUGUACUCAUUACGUGACAUUCCCAAGUUCAGAGGUGCCCGUUCCUUACAGGUGUACUGGGAAGGGCUGCUGUGCUUGUGCGCACGGGUCAGACUGUGUGUGAGGUUUGCACAUUGGAAAGGGUAACGCAGACCUGUAGUUCAACCUCCUGCCCAAAGAAAUGAGCGUAUGAGUUGCUAGCAUGUGUAUUGUUCCAUGGCACAGCCAUUUGAGAGACUUCGCUGGUAUCCUGGCAACUAUCCAUACAGUUUUGCAAAGUCUUUUCAGAGUGAUUUUAAAAAUCAUUUUAAAUCUCACAGGAAGAUAAUGUAGAGUUCCUUAAUAAUCACUUUUAAUUUGGACCACGUGCCUCCAGCUUCAACAUCUGCUUUAUUCACCGUAUCUCUAGAUGCACUCUCUGAAUGUCUGCUCCACCAUCAGCAGACACAGGUUUUUUUCUCUUCCCAAACUGUAUUGUCACAGAAUCAUAAGCCCCUCAAUAAGCCUGCUGUGAAUAGAGCCUAUUAAGUUCUGGCUUGUGUCUUAAAGAUUAAAGUGAGCCAGUCGCUUUUCCGUGUGUGUGUGUGUGUGUGUGUGUGUGUGUGUUCGUGUGUUCGUGUGUUCUUUCCAUUUGUGUGUGUGUGUGUGUGGUCUUUCCAGACAGGAUUUCUCUAUGUAGCCCUGGCUGUCCUGGAACUCACUCUGUCCUCACAGAGAUCCACCUGCUUCUGCCUCACGAGUGCUGGGAUUAAAGGUGUGUGCCACCACCACCCAGCUAAACUAAGUGACUUUUAUGUGUAAUUGCAUUUGGAAUAUAAUGAGGGAACAGAAUGGUCUGAAACUUGGUCAUAAGAGUCUUCUGAAGUAAGGGGUGGGAUUUCAGGAUGCCCCAUUCUGUGAAGUAUUAUGUAUGCAUUUUCAGAAAAGGGUGUUACUCUGUAGCAGUUCUCAGUAUUGCAUUUGUUGGACCAGUCAAGGCUGCUCUUGCCCCUCACCCACUCUUUUUGAGACAAGGUCUUUCUCUGCAGCCCAAGCUGGCAUGUUCCUCACAUCCUCCUGCUUCAGCCUCCUCAGGUGCUGGAGUUUACAAGCAUGUGCUGUCAUACCCAACAAGGCUUUUCAUUGGGGAUUUGUUUUUCACCAAGAUUUCAGCUGAAAAUCAUGUCUGCAAACUGUUUAGAAUUGUAAGAGUGUCUUAAACUUCAAAAGUAGAGAGUCCUUAAGGAAGCAGGGACUCGUGAAAGAAGAGGCUGGCAACCAUGUGACCCAUUGCCGGUUGCCUUAGCAGGAGCCUUUUCUUCAGACCACUACCUGAACUCCUUACAAAUAAAAUAAAACCAAAACCUCUUGCUAAUA
Messenger RNA from Peromyscus californicus insignis, 4361 nucleotides. RefSeq names its product sterol O-acyltransferase 1 (gene Soat1). Gene Ontology annotation, cellular component: endoplasmic reticulum membrane. Bases 168 to 1808 code for a protein of 546 amino acids. NCBI's taxonomy places the organism in Eukaryota, Metazoa, Chordata, Mammalia, Rodentia, Cricetidae. Gene Ontology annotation, molecular function: cholesterol binding; cholesterol O-acyltransferase activity; fatty-acyl-CoA binding. The record is from RefSeq and is a predicted model, not a curated record. The transcript is spliced from 16 exons. Gene Ontology annotation, biological process: cholesterol efflux; cholesterol metabolic process; cholesterol homeostasis.